Messenger RNA from Vittaforma corneae ATCC 50505, 3906 nucleotides. RefSeq lists its product as uncharacterized. Gene Ontology annotation, molecular function: actin filament binding; ATP binding; microfilament motor activity. The record is from RefSeq and is a predicted model, not a curated record. Gene Ontology annotation, cellular component: myosin complex; cytoplasm; vesicle. NCBI's taxonomy places the organism in Eukaryota, Fungi, Microsporidia, Nosematidae. The transcript has a single exon. Gene Ontology annotation, biological process: vesicle transport along actin filament; actin filament organization.
UUGACUUCUCUGGGGCUAACAAGGGAUCCAGAAGAUUACGUAUGUUUAAGGAACUCCUGUUUUGAAAUCAAAGAUGUUGAUGAUUCAAAAGAAUUUGACAGGCUGAAUGUUUGCUUUGAAAAUCUUGGAAUGACCGAUCCAUCAAGGUACUACAAAAUAAUAGCUGCCAUUCUUCACUUAAGUAAUAUUGAGUUUGCCGAAAACGAGGAUCAGGCAUGCAUAAAUAAUAGCUGUAAUAAGGGUAAUGUUAAUCCUGUUGAAAUGGCCUGUAAGCUGUUGAAUAUUUCCGUCACUGAUUUUUUAAAAGAAGUGUUGCAUCCUUCAAUAAAAGCGGGCAAUGAGACUGUAACGCAUUCUCGUACAAAAGAGGAAUGCCUUAAGGUCAUUGAGGGUCUUAUGAAAAUGCUGUAUGAUUCUUUAUUUGAUAACCUGGUGUUUGAAAUUAAUUCUAUCCUCGAUAUCUCUUCAUCUGACUCCUUUAUUGGAGUCUUGGACAUUGCUGGCUUUGAAAUAUUCGAGAAUAACUCUUUUGAACAGCUGUGUAUAAACUACACUAAUGAGAAGCUGCAGCAGUUCUUCAAUCACCAUAUGUUUAUCCUGGAGCAGGAAAUAUACAAGAAUGAGUGCAUAGACUGGAAUUUCAUUGAUUUUGGUCUGGAUUUAGAGCCUACUAUCAGGCUUAUUGAAAGCAACAAUCCCAUAGGAAUAUUAUCAUAUUUGGAUGAAGAAUGUGUAAUGCCCAAAGCCAGCGAUGAUACUCUUCUUAAUAAGAUUAAGGGAAUACAGGGUGUGGAAAAGUGUCCAUUUAAGAAUACAUUUAGAAUUAAGCAUUAUGCUGGUCUUGUAGAAUAUGAAGUUAAGGACUGGCUUAACAAGAAUAAGGACGUCCAUUCAGAGAAUCUUCACAAGCUAGCAUCUUCUCAUCUUCUUUCUACUCGCAAUGACUCCAACAUAAAAAAAGGUAUUUUCAGAACAGUCAGUCAAAGUCAUCGGGAAAAUCUAAGAAGAUUGAUGGAUCUAUUGAGAAAUACUAAUCCUCACUUUGUAAGAUGUAUCCUUCCCAAUUUAAAUAAGAACAGUUCAGAAUUCAACAAGAAACUUAUUUUGGAUCAGCUAAAAUGCAAUGGUGUAUUAGAAGGAAUUAGAAUAUCACGGCUUGGAUAUCCUUCAAGAAUAUCCUUCAAGGAAUUCAAUGAGAGGUAUUUGAUACUACUCAAUGUAAAUACAAAUGUUAUGAGUGAUGAUAACGUGAACAUGGCUAAUGAGCUUCUACUUAUUCCAAAAAAUCUGUCCAAGAGUAUUCUUGAAUCUAUUGAAAUUAAUAGUAAUGACUACAGAAUAGGCAAUACAAUGGUUUUUUUAAGACAAGGAGUUCUAGCAGAUAUGGAGGACAUGAGAGAAAGGCGAAUAUCCCGUCUUUCCAGAGUUGUCACGGGCAUUCUCCUGCACAAAAUUGAAUUGAGGAGGAGUAAUAUAAACCAAGAAAGGCAGAAGGCUAUCGUUCUUUUACAAAAGAAUGCCAACAUGACAUAUGAGCUAUUGAAAUGGAAGUGGUGGGCACUUUUUAUCAAGAUUAAGCCGUUGCUGGAAGUUCAGAAGAAUGAAGAGAGCAUCAGAGAAAAAGACGAGCAGAUUAGAGCAUAUGCAGAUCUUGUUGAAAGGGAAAGGAAGGAAAGGAAGAAGAUGGAGGCAUGUAUUUCAUCCCUGAAUAACUCCGUAGAGGAGUUUAAAAAGACCAAUGACCUUUCAAGACUAGCCUUGGAUGAGAAGGAAGGUUUACUUGAAGGUCUAAGAAGGGAGAAUACCGAGCUAUUAUCUAGUCUCGACAAACAAUCUAAGAGCAUCGAGUCCUUAAAGGAUAAAGUAAGACAAUGUGAAAUUAAAGAAGAAAACCACUGUGCAGCGAUAAAGGAUCUAAAUGCAGCGCUCGAACAGACAAACAAGGAACUAAAGAGUAAAGAGGAGACCAUCUCAAAUCUUGUCCAAAAGGGUGGGGAUUUAAAUUCAGUUUUGAAACUAAAGGAGAGUGAAAUCAACGAAAUAUUAAAGAGCAAAGACGAAUUGGAGAAGAUGGUAUGCGAUAUUAAGACAGAAAAUGAGCUGGUCAAAGGGGAAUGCUCAGCACACAAAAAUACUAUUUCAGCUUUGGAAGAGAAGAUCAGUUGUCAGGACGAUGUUAUUCGAAAGACUAAAAAUGAAUUUGAUGAUGUUCAAUUUGAAAAUGAAAGCUUGCAGGGUGAAAUUAGAAAGAAGGAGCACAUAACCCAAGAAAACAAUAGACAAAUAUCAGCAUUAAAACAAGAAUUGGAGUAUUUCAAGGCUAAGACAAACACCCUCGAAAGCAGCCUAUUGGCCAACCAGGAACAGGCAAAAAGUCUUGAAUCUAAAAUUGAAGAGCUUAAGUCUAUUAAAAACGGAACCCAGGAAACUGUCGUGUCUUUGCACAAGCAGAUCAAGACAUUAAGCUUAAAAUUGUCUAAUCUCGAAAGCAUAAACUCUGAACUAAGUAGAGAAAAGGAUGAGAUGUAUGAGGAAAACCAAAGACUAGCAAAGGAAAAGAUCGAGGCUCUGUGCCUAGUUGAUUGCAGGGAGAAUCAAGAGAGGAAGGCUCUGCAGCUAGAAAUUCAUAAAUUAAGACUUGAGAAUGAGAAGCUGCGCAGCGAUAUUGCCAAUGGGUCAUCUUCUCAUGAUGAAGGAAUGGAGUCUAUUCUUGACAAAAUAAAUCAGCAGUUAGAGAAUGAGAAAAGUAUAAAAAAACAGUAUGAAAGAAAGGUAAAUGAGCUCGAGACUGGAAAUGCUAUUCUAGAAAAUAGGAUUAGGGAGCUGAAUCAACAACUUAAGGAGUCCGAAGAGAGUUGCAUAAAAGUAGCAUCAGAAUUUACGCAUAAUUUUGUACCAAAGACUGAUGUGAUUAAGCUUAAGGAGGGUCUGGAAAGCGUCAGAAAUGAGGCUAAUUUGAUUUCAGACCUUUUCCAGAUAAAGUUUUUUGAGAUUUUAGAUUCUAAAAAUCUGCAAAUUGAAAGCCUGAUUAAUGAAAUUUCUAGGCUUUCCAAUGAAUUAUCCAUUGCUAGAUCUGAGAAUGAGUCGCUAAAAGAGCAUGAAAAUGCCAACAUGCUGUUAAAGAGGGAAAUUGAAGAUGUUCUCAAAAAGAAUAGUCUUCUUAAGACUGAGAUUGAUGCUUUGACAGUGAAUAACGAGAGUAGCUUGAUUCAAAUAGGAGAGCUAAAAGACCAUAUUGGUAAAUUGCAAACACGCUUUGAUGAAAGAGAAGACGAGAUUGAAAGGAUCAAAAGGGAAUAUAAUAAAGAAAUGGGUGAGAUACUCCAAAAGAAGGAAGAAUUAAAGAAGAAUUUAUGUAAGGUUCAGGAGCUGAUUGGACAUGAAAUCACGGAUGGGGAAGUGUCAAGGAAAAUCAACUCAGCAGUAAAGCCAUUUGCUGAAAGGGUUGAGGCCUUGAAUAGGCAGUUGAAUGAGGCAAAUGUAAAGAUAGCUGAGAAGGAAGCUGAGAUAAGCAGAUUAUCAGAGAUGAUGCAGAAGCUUAGCAGUAAUUUGGAAGGGGCCAUAAAUGCCCAUGACAAUCCCGUUAAUUUAAGCAAUGCCAGUAACAACAGCAUUGAUGGUGGUAAUUUAAUCAGAGAAAGACUAGUCAGCUCUUUUGUUGUAGACAAGGAUGCAUUAAAAACCAUCGAACGAAAGAAGCUUCUAAGCUGUAACUGUGGGCUUUUAAAUAAAGUCAAGGUUGUUGAAAUUCAGAGGGAAAACAAAGAAGAGGUGGUGAGAUUGAUAAAUGAAAACAACCUACUCAAUUUAAAACUAAGACAGACCGAAAGGGUGGUCGAAGAGCAGAGUGCAUUGGUGGAGAGCAUGAGGGGAUGCAUUUCAAUUCUCAAAAAGAAAAGUAAGUAA